Molecule: messenger RNA, 1491 nt
Organism: Pedinophyceae sp. YPF-701
Lineage: Eukaryota; Viridiplantae; Chlorophyta; Pedinophyceae
Source: the annotation of a GenBank genome assembly
AUGAUGGAGGACCUCGACCCCCUCACGGCCUCCAAGAUGAGUGCCUCGAUGGGGCCGAACGACGCGAACGGAGCGGACUCCAACGGCGGACACAGCUCGCCGUCUCCCGGAACGCCGCCCCCCGCCGCGGUGCCGGAGCGCGAGGCUCCACCCCCCCCUUCGCCGCCUGGCGCUCCGCCGGGUGCGCCCUCGGCGGGCAACGACGCGCUCCCUCCGCCUCCGCCGUACGACUCCGUCAUGAUGGACACGGGGGCGCGGGACCACGGCGUCGCGGACCCCACGGAGUCGAUAUUCGCGGCUCGGAACGACAUUGAGAUCGCCGUGUCAGACCCGGUGAAGCAGGGCGACGGCGUGGGCGCGUUCAUGAGCUACAAGGUCACGACGAAAACGUCGCUCCCGGGCUUCCGGCAGCCGCAGACGACCGUCAUUCGCCGCUUCCGCGACUUCGACUACCUCGAGGCCCAGCUCCAGCGCGCCUUCCGCGGCAUCGUCAUCCCCGCGCUGCCCGAAAAGUCGGCUGUGCAAAAGUUCCAGAUGCAAGACGAGUUUGUGGAAGACCGACGCAGGGCCCUGCAGGUGUUCCUGUGCCGUGUGGCGUUCCACCCGAUCCUCGGGUCCUCUGCGGAGCUGCGGCAGUUUCUGGAGCAGCCCGAGGACGAGUGGGCGUACACGGUGGCGCGUGAGAGGGCAGAGGAGGGGGGAGCUGCGCAGAAGGUCAGCAAAGUCCUCGACAUGUUCCGCGGGUGGGGCCACUCGGCGUCGAACCUCGUGCACGGGAAGAGCGACGACUCGAGCGAGGAUCCGGACUACCUGCGCUUCCGAGAGUACGUCAACAUCCUCGAGGGCCACACCUCGGAGUGCCACCGCCAGGCCGCGCGCAUCGUCCGCAAGCGCGGCAAGCUCCAGGCUGCCAUGCGGGACCUGGGUCAGGCCAGCCAGGGCCUCGGCCAGUUCGAGCGCGAGCCUUUGAAGCAGUGCUUCGGCGUCCUCUCCGCGCGCUGCGACCACGUCUCCGGCGUCCUCGAGGCCGCGGACGCCCGCCUCGCCGCGGCCUUCGAGGCCCCCCUGAAGGAGGCCAGCAGGACGAUCAAGUCGGUGAAGUUCACCAUGGCGGACCGGUCAGCGGCGCUGUCGGCGUUCGCGCAGGCGCAGGCGGACACCGAGCUGCGGCGGGCGCGCCUGACGAAGCUCCGCGGCACGCCCGGGAUCCGCCAGGACCGGGUGAUCGAGGCGGAGCGGGACCUGUCCAUCGCGACGCAGCGGCAGCAGGAAGCGCGGACGACGUACGACACGGUGGUGGAGCGGAUGGGGUCGGAGCUGCAGAGGUUCCAGCGGGACAGGAGCGCCGAGCUCGCGAAGACGCUGCAGUCGUUCGUAGAGAUGCAAGUGGAGGAGGCGCGGGAGCUCCUGACGGCGUGGGAGGGGGCGCUGAACGAGAUCCGCCCGCUCGUGGCGCAGCAGCAGGACAUGGCGCGCUCGCAGAUGCUCUGA